Molecule: messenger RNA, 291 nt
Organism: Rotaria sordida
Lineage: Eukaryota; Metazoa; Rotifera; Eurotatoria; Philodinida; Philodinidae
Source: the annotation of a GenBank genome assembly
AUGGGUGACAACAAUAAUGUUUUAUCUAUUAUUGAUAAGGAAAAUCAACCAGUAAAAGAUGAAAAAACAAAUAUUGAAUUGUUAAAAAACGAAAAUCGUCAAUUAAAGGAAGAAAAUUUGCAACUUAAAAUACAAAUCGAUAAAUAUGAAGACUUAAUUAAAACAUUAAUGUCGAACCAAGAACAACUUGGCUUAAGUUGCGAUAAUUUGAAAAAGAAAAUAAUCGAACUUGAAAAGAAAUUAGAAGAUGGCCAAGACGAUUCAAAUUCUCCUCCAUUAUAUAAAAAGUGA